Messenger RNA from Anthostomella pinea, 2223 nucleotides. The record is from the annotation of a GenBank genome assembly. Lineage: Eukaryota; Fungi; Ascomycota; Sordariomycetes; Xylariales; Xylariaceae.
AUGUCUACCGCCGUUAAGAGGGCCUGCGACGCCUGUCACCGUCGCAAGGUCAAGUGCGAUGGCAUUAACCCGUGUCGUAACUGCGCCUCGGCUCAAUUAGGCUGCACGUACAAUGCGAUCCCACAGAAGAAAGGUCCGAAGGGGUCGAGGGCCAAGGUCAUCAGCGAGUUGCGCGAGACUCAACGACAGACAAGCCUUUCAGCAAAGGUCCAGAGCCGAUUGAACGGCAUCAACAGUCCUCCAUGCAGCCCGAUCUCGUUGUCGCCGACUCCCGGACUCCUGGCUAGCGAGAUGGCCAAGGACUGCACCGAGUUCUUCUUCGCCAAUAUGUACCCGAUCAUGCCCAUCCUCAACCGCCAGCGACUCGAGCAACAGGCCAUGUUCCUGGACCAGAACCUCGACACGUAUUGUCUCUUGACUUCGCUAUGCGCCUACAUGAUGUUCCAGCCUGGCAUGAGCCUGCCCGGCGCCGAUCCGCUGCUGGAACAUAUGCCAGGGGCUCACAUCGUUUCCGGGACAUUGCUGAUGGAGGAGACGGUCCGAGUACGAAAGGGAUUCGACUACCUCGAGACACCGAGUCUGAACACUCUCUGCACCAGUUACUUCCUUUUCUGCUCAUACUACGCUCUCGAUAUGCACGACAAGGCUUGGUUCCACCUGCGUGAAGCCACGACAUUAGCCCUCAUGAUUGGGAUGACGAAGGAGGAAACAUAUUUGCAGUAUGACAGUAUAGAAUCAUCCCGACGUCGACGCCUCUAUUGGCUGUUGUUUGUAACGGAAAGGGCGUAUGCCUUGUCGCGUGGCCGUCCUUUGACUCUGCCGGCUUCCAUCAGCCUCCCGACCAUGACUGAUGAUCCGACGGACCCCCUGGCCCAUCAACUGAAUGGCUACCUUCUUCUGGUCAACCUAUUCCGACCUUUCGACGACACAUUCAUCGCUUUAUGGAACAAGACGCGUGGCGAGUGCUCGCCGUCCUACCUGGGCGCUCUGCAGAAGCAGUUUUCGGAUCUCAUCCCGGCCUACAUGAAUGGACAGGAGGCAGAUGUACGAACGGUCCAGCAAUGGCUGAAGGCGAUCACCUGGCAAAUAAGUAUGCAGCAUGGCUGCAUGCCGCAGAACAACCAGGACCAGCUUCACUACCAGGUGGAUAUGUCGCGGGACAUCAACUCAGUGACGUCUCAGUUCCAAACCCAGAGCUUGGAGACACUCGGUGUGCCGCUUGUCGCCAAGUUGCUAGAAACCUCAUCUGCACUUGCCAACGUACUCGCUGUGCAGCCGUCAUCAGGCGAUCCUUUUACGAUGGGUCCUCGGGAACAUCUCACCUCGCUGGUCCAGCUUUUGUCGAUUCUUCGCAGCGGCGACCAUCACUUCCUACCCUUAUUGCUGAACAAGGUCCACGACAUCCUGCCACGCCUCGCCAAUCCCAUGCUAUUGCGGGCUCCGGAGAAUGCGUGCAUGCCAAAUAUCGACAUAUUUGAUGGGUUUGGCAACGCCGGAAUGGGUCAGCCGCCAAUGAUCACCAACUUCAAAACCGAGCCAUACACGCCUAGUGGUAUUUCGCACCUCCAGGACAUCCCAGCAGCGGAACCAACGAGCUCGAAUGGGGGACCACAGACUGACAUGAAGUCUCCAUUUCCGAUGGUUAGCUCGCCAGCCAUCAUGUCUCCCGGCGGAGAAUACCCUCACUGCCCUGACUAUAACUCCAUACCGGAUAUGGUCAUGAGCCCAAUAGCUCAGGCCUCACAGUCCUCCCUCAGCCAGCAGGGACAGAUUCCUCAGCAGCAGCAACCCCAACAUCAACACCAACAUCAGCACCAUCUACAUGGGUUAGCACCCCAGGGCAUGCAUCAGAACCACAGCAUGGGCAGUCAGAUGCAGCCCGACUUACACAACAAUCUCGGUCAUGGAUUGCAUCAAGCGCCUAACAUUGCGAGCCUGAGCCAGCAGCAAGACUUGCCGCGAGAUCAACCUUACAAUCACAUGAACCAGAGCAUUAUGAAUAAUAUGCUUCAUCGACAACCACCACAGCGCGCGAAUAGCUUCAUCAUGCAUCAAUCUCUACAACAGCAGCAGCAGCAGCAGCAGCAGCAUCACCAACCCCAAAUACCGAGAACUGUCGGAGACUUCCACGCAUUACAGCGGGCGAACUCGGAGAACGUCACGAUGAACUCUCUGGGUCUUAAUCAGAUGCAACCGGACAUGGACUUCAGUGGCCUUGGAUAA